AUCACCAAAAUGAAGACUGCUCUAAUUUUGCUCAGCAUUUUGGGAAUGGCCUGUGCUUUUUCAAUGAAAAAUUUGCAUCGAAGCGUCAAAUUAGAAGAUUCUGAAGAAAAUGGGGUUUUUAAGUACAGGCCACGAUAUUAUCUUUACAAGCAUGCCUACUUUUAUCCUCCUCUGAAAAGAUUUCCAGUUCAGGGAAAUAGUGACUCUUCUGAAGAAAAUGGAUAUGGUGAUAGUUCAGAAGAGGAGGAGGAAGAAGAGGAGACCUCAAAUGAAGAAGAAAACAAUGAAGACUCCAAUGGAAAUGAAGAUGAAGAAUCUGAGGCUGAGAAUUCCACACUCUCUACUGUAACUCUUGGCUAUGGGGAAGAAAUCACUCCUGGAACAGAGAGUGUAGGGUUCGCUGCAAUCCAGCUUCCUAAGAAGGCUGGGGGUAUAGGAAAUAAGGCUACAAAAGUGAAGGAAAGUGAUGAAGAAGAAGAAGAGGAAGAAAAUGAAAAUGAAGAAAAUGAAGCUGAAGUAGAUGAAAAUGAACAAGGCAUAAAUGGCACCAGCACCAACAGUACAGAGGUAGAAAAUGGUAAAAGCAAUGGUGGUGGAGACAAUGGGGAAGAAGAGGGCGAAGAAGAAAGUGUCACUGGAACCAGUGCAGGAGAAACCACUGCCACUAUUGCUGGCUUUCAGACAACAACUUCUCCAAAUGGUGGCUUUGAACCUACAACUCCACAGGAGGUCUAUGGAACCACCUCCCCACCAUUUGGCAAAACCACCACCGUUGACUAUGAGGGAGAGUAUGAACAAAUAGGCAACAAUGAGUAUGACAAUGGAUAUGAAGUCUAUGACAAUGAGAAUGGGGAACCUCGUGGGGACACUUACCGAGCGUAUGAGGACGAGUACAGCUACUACAAGGGGCAAGGCUAUGAUGGUCAAAAUUACUACUACCAUCAGUGA
This is a messenger RNA of Castor canadensis (American beaver), 948 nucleotides long. RefSeq names its product integrin binding sialoprotein (gene Ibsp). Gene Ontology annotation, biological process: extracellular matrix organization; ossification; bone mineralization. Gene Ontology annotation, cellular component: extracellular region. Lineage: Eukaryota; Metazoa; Chordata; Mammalia; Rodentia; Castoridae. The record is from RefSeq and is a predicted model, not a curated record.